Armigeres subalbatus is the source of this 1185-nucleotide messenger RNA. RefSeq lists its product as uncharacterized. Gene Ontology annotation, biological process: DNA integration. NCBI's taxonomy places the organism in Eukaryota, Metazoa, Arthropoda, Insecta, Diptera, Culicidae. The coding region runs from base 1 to 1185 and encodes 394 amino acids. The record is from RefSeq and is a predicted model, not a curated record. Gene Ontology annotation, molecular function: nucleic acid binding. The transcript has 2 exons.
AUGCCCAGAAAACAUAGAGUGACGGAACUGCUGUUGGACUAUUACCAUCGGAAGUACGGUCAUGCCAAUGACGAAACCGUAGUCAACGAGGUACGGCAGAAAUUUCACGUGCCGCGGCUGCGUGUCGAGGUUCGUUUGAUCCGGAAACGCUGCAUGUGGUGCCGCGUAUAUAAGGCCGCCCCAGUUACUUUGAAAAUGGGACCACUUCCAGCGAUAAGAAUGGAACCGUGUGUUCGCCCGUUUACCUACGUGGGCAUAGACCUUUUCGGUCCCUAUUUGGUGAAAGUGGGAAGGAGCGUGGCCAAACGAUGGUUUACCACCGAUGCGUGCAAGAAAGCGAUCAGACGGUUUAUAGCACGACGGGGCUCACCACAGGAAAUAUACUCCGACAAUGGAACAAAUUUUGUCGGAGCAAGUCGGGAGCUACAUGAUGAAAUCAAACGGAUUCACACCGAAUUGGGGAGUGUAUUCACAAACGUCAACACCCAAUGGCGCUUCAAUCCCCCUUCCGCUCCACACAUGGGAGGGUGCUGGGAGAGGAUGGUUCGCGCCGUGAAAGCUGCAUUGGAGUCCGUCCCGAUAAUGCGGAAGCUUGAUGACGAAUCAUUCACAACGGUAUUGGCUGAAGCGGAAAGCAUGGUCAAUUCCAGACCAUUAACAUUUAUCCCUCUGGAGACCGCUGACCAAGAAUCUUUGACUCCAAAUCAUUUUUUGUUGAUGAGCUCGGACGGGGUUCGAGAACCAGAGAAGUUUCCAACAGAUGUGGGUAUGGCGUUAAGAAGCAGUUGGAAUAUGGUGAAACACACGCUAGACAACUUCUGGCGCCGGUGGGUCGUAGAAUACCUGCCAACUAUCAUCAGACGGACAAAGUGGUUCAGAGAAGUAUCAACGCUUAAGGUAGGAGAUCUGGUGCUAGUGGUUGAUGAAAACGUGAGGAAUCGGUGGCUAAGAGGUCGAGUAGUCCGAACGUUUGCAGGAAAAGAUGGAGUAACACGCCGUGCCGAAGUGCAGACAUCGACUGGAGUUUUGAAGAGAUCUGCUACGAAGCUGGCUGUGCUGGAUGUGUUAGGAUCUGGUGACGUUCAAACAAAGUUCGAGACGACACGGGGUGGAGGAUGUUCACCGCAACAGCCCUGCGUAUCAGCUAUCCCCACUGCAAUCCAACCUCGUCAAUCUAACGAUUAA